Messenger RNA from Tinamus guttatus (white-throated tinamou), 1275 nucleotides. The record is from RefSeq and is a predicted model, not a curated record. NCBI's taxonomy places the organism in Eukaryota, Metazoa, Chordata, Aves, Tinamiformes, Tinamidae.
ACCAACGUUUGUGCCCUUGUACGAGCUGAUCACCCAGUUUGAGUUAUCCAAGGAGGCUGAUCCUCUACCUUUAAACCACAAUAUGCGCUUCUAUGCAGCUCUUCCAGGACAGCAGCACUGUUACUUUCUGAACAAGGAUGCUCCUCUCCCAGAUGGAAGAAGUCUUCAAGGAACUCUGAUUAGUAAGAUCGCCUUCCAGCACCCUGGACGGGUUCCUCUCAUCCUCAAUUUGAUCAGGCAUCAGGUGGCUUACAACACACUCAUUGGGAGCUGCGUCAAGCGAACAGUCUUAAAAGAAGAUUCCCCCGGGAUCCUUCAGUUUGAAGUUUGUCCUCUCUCUGACUCCUGUUUUAGUGUGUCCUUUCAGCACCCUGUAAAUGACUCCCUAGUGUGUGUGGUAAUGGAUGUGCAGGAUUCUACACAUGUGAACUGUAAGCUGUACAAAGGGCUUUCUGAUGCUCUCAUCUGUACAGAUGACUUCAUUGCCAAAGUUGUUCAAAGAUGUAUGUCCAUUCCUGUGACCAUGAGAGCAAUUCGUAGAAAAGCAGAAACGAUUCAGGCAGACACCCCAGCCUUGUCCCUCAUUGCAGAGACAGUAGAAGAUAUGGUGAAGAAAAACCUUCCCCCAGCCAGCAGCCCAGGGUGGGCAUCACGAACACCUACAGAAGUACAGGGAACAAAGUCUCAUCCUCUCUAAGCCUCUGUGACACCAAGUGCUACAAGAGAAACUGAGUCCUGAACUGUGGUCAUAGCAGGUAAUAAGCUUUUUGAUCCAUUUUGAUGCACUGUACCCUAUCCCCUUUGUACCCCAUUCGUUUUAUAUCAUGUGAGAAAAAGAUAUAUCAGAGCCAGGCAACGGUUGCAUGAUGCUUCUAUUGCAUUGACUAGAGAUGAGGUACACCUGUCGAUAUAACACAUUUUACAUGUGAAUGCUUGGUCUCUUACAAAUGUUUUAUUUUUAAAAUAUUUUUGCUUAUUCUCUAUGAUAUUUUACAUCUUUCAGUAUUGGAAAGAUAAAUGUGUAAACAAAAUAAAAAAGCCAAACCUUUUAAUCUCAGGUAGAGGAAUUGAGAUUAAAAGAAAAUGGUUCUUUCCUAAAUGGUCAUUAUGUAAAUACAUGUCUUGAAAUUUGCUUUUUUUGUGGGCAACCAUGUAAAUAAUUCCAGCUACUUUUUUCAUUCUUUUUUGAUGUAGAGUGUACUUUCAACUUUUUUGGAAAUAUUGCAAAGAACAUGUUUAUUUACAUGCAAAUAAAUCUCUUUGGUAAAGAGGUCU